Molecule: messenger RNA, 843 nt
Organism: Gastrolobium bilobum
Lineage: Eukaryota; Viridiplantae; Streptophyta; Magnoliopsida; Fabales; Fabaceae
Product: spermidine synthase-like
Exons: 7
Coding region: 1-843 (280 amino acids)
Biological process (GO): spermidine biosynthetic process
Cellular component (GO): cytosol
Molecular function (GO): spermidine synthase activity
Source: RefSeq, a predicted model, not a curated record
AUGGUUUUUGGGUUUCACUUGCCACAAAAUGAGAGAGCGAGAGAGAUAUCAAAUUGUUGCUUCACGCUGGAUAUCAACAAUUCCUCAUUUGCUCAUCUGGAUUCUUCUUUGGAUAUCUUGUUAAUGGAAUCUUUUCUGAGAAGACUAUUUGUGCAGUCAUCAAGACAUGGCAAGGUUGCAAUUCUGGAUGGGUAUAUCCAGCUGACAGAGAAUGAUGAAUUUGCUUACCAAGAGAUGCUCACUCACCUUGCACUCUGUUCCAUUCCAAAUCCAAACAAGGUGCUGCUAGUUGGAGGAGGAGAUGGUGGAAUUCUUAGAGAGAUAUCUCGCCAUUCUUCUGUUGAGCAUAUUGAUAUAUGUGAAAUAGACAAAAUGGUGAUUGAUGUUUAUAAGAACUUUUUCCCGGAUAUAGCAAUUGGUUACCAGGAUCCUCGAGUGCAUGUUCAUAUCACUGAUGGAAUUGCGUUCAUCAAUUCUGCUCCUGAGGGCACUUAUGAUGCUAUUAUAUUGGAUGCUUUCAACCCAACGGGACCUAUUGCAGAAGUGCUUGCAGAUAACUGCUUCUUGGAGUCAGUAGCAAAGGCUCUUCGACCCGGUGGAGUUCUGUCUGCUCCAGCAGAAACCUUGUGGCAUGAGAACUUUAUCAUUGCAGAUACCAUAGCAGAUUGCAAGAAGAUAUUCAAGGGCUCCGUCAACUAUGCUUGGACCACAGUUCCUACAUAUGCAAGUGGUGUAAUUGGAUUUAUGCUUUGCUCAACGGAGGGUCCCCCAGUCAACUUCAAACACCCAAUAAAUCCACUGAAUCCAGAGUACACUGGUCAGCCUUGUCUGCCAUCAAUUUAG